UUGGAUAUGGCAGCCAGGCAGUCCGCUGUUUGCCUUGCUGAGGCACGGGCCGUUCCUCCUCGGCCGAGCCCUAAACGUAUUAUUUGGAAUAAGACUACGACGACUACGACGACUACGACGACUACGACGACAAGGACGACGACAAGGACGACGGCUACGAAUACGAUAACAACGACAACUACGACGACCACGAAAACAACAGGGACGAGGGCUUUAACAACGACGAAACGCAAUAUAAAAGAUUUAUUUAUAUCGACGACGAAAAUCGACGAAUUGUUUUUCGGUAAUAAAAGUCCCUCGAGGAAGGGCACGGUGCACGCGAUAGACGCGUGGAUUUCUGGUUCCGCGUACUGUGUUGGAGCCACGCUCCCCGGGUGCGGCAUGCUAAACAAUAUCUCACCCGGCGGUUCCGUACACGGUAUUCCCGGAACGAAGGACCUUCAUACUCAAGAUUUAAAACGUCACGAGAAGUUGGACGGGGUAUUAAGAGUGAACUUGGGCAGCGGACUGUCUACUGGUGGUGGCCUGCUUCAUCAGGAAUUAAUCAUGACUAUGCCUGGCGCAGGAAGCGCAACGGCGAUUGGACAAGGAGAUGAAAAGCCAGUUAAGCAAAAACGACAUCGGACGCGUUUUACACCGGGACAAAUUAAUGAACUCGAAAAGUGUUUUUCGACGACGCAUUAUCCUGACAUCUUCCGUCGCGAAGAGAUCGCUGGUAAAAUCGGCCUCACCGAGAGUCGCGUCCAGGUAUGGUUUCAAAAUCGUCGAGCAAAAUGGAAGAAACGUAAGAAGACGACUAACAUGUUCGGUGGUACUGGUACGUUGCUACCGUCGCAUGGUUUGCCACCAUUCGGGCCAAUUGGUCCGGAUCUAUGCGGAACUGCGAUGUUUCAAGCACCCGCGGAGAGAUGGGGAGUGAGUACAGGUCUCGGCCAACUGGGACAAAGCGGCAUGGGCAUGGGUGGUUUCGGGCAAUUAGGUCAACAAAGCCCCAGUACUCUUGGCAACUUGGGCCUUGGCAAUUCUGGUCUGUCGAUCAGUAGUCCUUCCCAGACGGUCUAUCAAACGAGUUACGGAUUAAAUUCUCUCGGAGGCGUACACGUGUCGGCGUCGCGGGGUUCACCACCAGGAGGAUCGUCGGUUGGCGGAGGUCAAGGAGGUGGUUUGAGCUCGGCGUUAAAUUGCGCGCAGGGUUCGCCAGGUUCGAGUUCAGGUGGCGGAGGUGCCGCAGCGGCUGCGGCGGCGGCGGCGGCGGCGGCAGCAGCGGCGGCAGGAGGAGGUGGAGGUGGGGUAUCCUGCGUCGGUGCCGAAGUUAAUGCGGAUGAGGCGUCGGGAUGGAGAGGUGCUCACAGUAUCGUUGCGCUUAGGCGUCGUGCUACGGACACCACGCAGCAAUAUAGCCCGCAACCGCAUCCACCGCCAUCGGGUCCUUUACAGUACGCCCAUGGUAUGGAAUAUAGCUCUGCGUACUGAAAUCCAACAACCAUUCGAAAUUUCCCGCUCAUCGGCGGCCAUUUUGGUUAAGAGAAGGACGGGCUAUACGUGACGUUCGCGCGAACAACCAAAGUGACGUUUGCGAUUCCUCGACGACGAUUCUCCAUGAAUGUAAUUAAUUAAUUAAUUAAUUAAUUAAUUAAUUAAUUAAUCAAUCAAUCAGUCAAUUAAUUAAUUGAU
Messenger RNA from Vespa velutina, 1674 nucleotides. It is a transcript of the gene otp, whose product is annotated as homeobox protein orthopedia-like. Bases 7 to 1473 code for a protein of 488 amino acids. Gene Ontology annotation, biological process: regulation of DNA-templated transcription; neuron differentiation. Gene Ontology annotation, molecular function: DNA binding; DNA-binding transcription factor activity, RNA polymerase II-specific. The transcript is spliced from 6 exons. Lineage: Eukaryota; Metazoa; Arthropoda; Insecta; Hymenoptera; Vespidae. The record is from RefSeq and is a predicted model, not a curated record.